Molecule: messenger RNA, 918 nt
Organism: Lachancea mirantina
Lineage: Eukaryota; Fungi; Ascomycota; Saccharomycetes; Saccharomycetales; Saccharomycetaceae
Source: the annotation of a GenBank genome assembly
AUGAGCACGUUCAACAUCGACGAGCAACGUCUCUUAAUUGGUUCCGCUGCAGAAUUUCUAAAACACAGACUCUUUUUGCAUUUCACAAGAUUUGAGCCUCGAACACUUAUUAUUUGCGGAUCGGGAUUAGGAGGAAUCGAAGAAAGGAUCGCACCCAGACCAGUGCCAUUGAGCAUUGACUACCAUGAAAUUCCAGGAUUUAAGACUAGUACUGUUGCUGGUCACAAGGGUAAACUUGUUUUUGGCGUUAUGAAUGGGUCUCCGGUCGUUUUAAUGUGCGGAAGGUUGCAUUCAUACGAAGGUCACGCAUUGCACCAGACCACUUUUCCUAUAAGAGCUUUGAAUCAGCUGCAAUCUAUCAAAUAUCUCAUUGCGACAAAUGCGUGCGGUGGACUUAACACCCAGUAUGCGGUGGGUGAUUUAAUGUGUCUGAUCGAUCAUAUCAAUAUUCCAGGACUUGCUGGCCAACAUCCCCUUCGUGGUCCCAAUUUCGAUGAAACUGGACCUCGAUUCCUGGCAUUGAGUGAUGCAUAUGAUCUCCAGCUUCGCAAGCUGUUGUUUCAGAAGCGUUUGGAACUCGGUUUAGAACGUCCGCUGCACGAGGGCACAUACACUUACGUCUCUGGACCCACUUUCGAGACCAGAGCUGAGGCACGCUACAUACGGGCCAUUGGUAGCGAUGUGGUCGGAAUGAGUACAGUUCCGGAAGUGAUUAUUGCAAGACAUUGUGGCCUGCGUGUUCUAGCACUCAGUUUAGUGACCAACGCAGUUGUCGAAGAUCCUCCAGCCAGCGCUCUUGAUGAAAAUCCCGUGCCCAUCGAGAAGGGAAAAGCUACUCAUGAAGAAGUUCUUGAAGAAGGGUUUUUGGCCUCGCUUGACGUGCAGGCUCUUGUGGAAGCCGUUGUUCAAGAGUUAUAG